Salvia miltiorrhiza (redroot sage) is the source of this 1544-nucleotide messenger RNA. Its product is annotated as CDP-diacylglycerol--serine O-phosphatidyltransferase 1. Gene Ontology annotation, biological process: phosphatidylserine biosynthetic process. NCBI's taxonomy places the organism in Eukaryota, Viridiplantae, Streptophyta, Magnoliopsida, Lamiales, Lamiaceae. Gene Ontology annotation, molecular function: L-serine-phosphatidylethanolamine phosphatidyltransferase activity. The record is from RefSeq and is a predicted model, not a curated record.
AAAAGUUUGAAUAAAAUUUGUGAAAAGUAUUUUAUAUCAUAGAAUAUGGAACUUAAUGGCCAUCGGAGAGCUAGACGGAAGGUUCACGUGGCUUAUCAAAAUGGUGAUUUGAGCACAUCAAGUAGUGAAGACGAGCAUGAUCCAUGGACUGCCUGGGCUUACAAGCCUCGCACAAUUACAUUAUUACUAAUUGGUGCAUGCUUUCUUGUAUGGGCAAGUGGAGCACUUGAUCCAGAACGUGGUUCAGAAACUGAGCUUGUUACCUCUGUGAAAAGGGGUGUAUGGGCGAUGAUCGCGGUGUUCCUUGCUUACUGCUUAUUGCAGGCUCCUUCAACGAUACUUAUCCGGCCGCAUCCUGCAAUAUGGCGACUUGUUCAUGGAAUGGCUGUAAUAUACCUCGUUGCGUUAACAUUUUUGCUGUUCCAGAAACGUGAUGAUGCACGACAAUUUAUGCGAUUCCUGCAUCCAGAUCUUGGUGUUGAACUUCCAGAGAGAUCAUAUGGUGCUGAUUGCCGAAUUUAUGUACCUGAAAAUCCUACAAGCAGGUUUAAGAAUGUUUAUGAGACACUUUUUGAUGAGUUUGUUUUGGCACAUAUCCUGGGGUGGUGGGGUAAAGCUAUAAUGAUUCGUAAUCAGCCACUUUUGUGGGUACUUUCUAUCGGAUUUGAGUUAAUGGAGCUGACUUUUCGCCACAUGUUGCCGAAUUUCAAUGAAUGUUGGUGGGACAGUAUCAUUCUUGAUAUAUUCAUCUGCAAUUGGUUCGGUAUCUGGGCUGGUAUGCGCACAGUUCGGUACUUUGAUGGAAGAACUUAUGAGUGGGUUGGCAUAAGCCAGCAGCCUAACAUCAUGGGGAAAGUAAAACGAACUCUGGGUCAGUUUACACCUGCCAGAUGGGAUAAAGACGAAUGGCACCCAUUUCUUGGCCCGUUCCGAUUUAUUCAAGUUCUGAGCCUUUGCAUUGUUUUCUUGACUGUGGAACUCAACACUUUCUUUCUGAAGUUUUGCCUUUGGGUUCCUCCUCGAAAUCCUAUAAUUGUAUAUAGGUUGGUUUUGUGGUGGCUUAUCGCGAUACCAACAAUUCGUGAAUACAAUUCUUACUUGCAAGACAGAAAACUAGUGAAAAAAGUAGGAACGUUUUGCUGGCUCUCACUUGCCAUCUGCAUCGUGGAGCUCCUCAUUUGUAUCAAGUUUGGACAUGGACUGUUCCCUAAUAUCAUGCCGAGGUGGGUGGUUAUAUUUUGGACGAAUGUCGGAAUUGGACUCGUCGUAUUCUUGGCUGCAUGGUCGUAUCAGCUACACAGAUCAAUGAAGAGAAAAUGGCAAUAGGUUCAUUUUUUGGGGGGAUUCUACAUUUUUCUUUGAGAUCUCCAUGUUUUCUUUGGGUAAUUUGACGUGAUGUAAAUACCCACUGCAUUUUUAAUUGUAAAUGUUUUUCUUUUAGCUUAGAUCUUACUCUUAUUGAAUUUAUAAAUCUCAAUUCUUUGGUAUUGUUUGUGGGCAAAUCUUGCCAAUGCAGUUGGAAGAAGCUUUUGUUUUUGUGGCAA